Camellia sinensis is the source of this 861-nucleotide messenger RNA. It is a transcript of the gene RPL27, whose product is annotated as ribosomal protein large subunit 27. Gene Ontology annotation, molecular function: structural constituent of ribosome. The record is from RefSeq and is a predicted model, not a curated record. Gene Ontology annotation, biological process: translation. Gene Ontology annotation, cellular component: ribosome. NCBI's taxonomy places the organism in Eukaryota, Viridiplantae, Streptophyta, Magnoliopsida, Ericales, Theaceae.
AAUUUUGGUGAGUACAUACAUACUUCUUCCAUGAACUCCACUCCAUCCAAUAGAUAAGGUUCAAUUCUAUUCUAUCUCCUACCUCAUUCGCAGAACGCUAACCCUACAUUGGUUUGGUUGGUAGAAUAAUGGCGGCGGCAACAACUAGUAUGAGUUUGAAUUUAGUAGGGGCUUUUAGAGGACUCUCCUUAUCUUCAAGCUCAUCUUCUUCUUUCUUCAAAGGAGACUUUGGUUCCAUCAAUCUGUCUCCCAAGGUCUCUGUAUCGUUUCCUUUUAAAUUUCCAUUGACGAUUGAGUCCGCGCACAAGAAAGGAGCAGGAAGCACCAAGAACGGUCGAGAUUCCAGAGGGAAGAGACUUGGCGUCAAGAUUUAUGGCGAUCAAGUUGCCAAGCCAGGCGCUAUCAUAAUUCGGCAGCGGGGAACCAAGUUCCAUCCUGGGAACAAUGUUGGGCUUGGCAAGGACCACACUAUCUUCUCCUUGAUCGAUGGAUUGGUCAAAUUUGAGAAGUUUGGACCUGACAGGAAAAAGGUAAGUGUUUAUCCACGUGAAGUGCAACCUGAAAACCCUAACAGUUAUAGAGCAAGGAAGAGGGAAUCUUUCAGACUACAGCGUGAGCGCAGGAAAGCAAGAAAGGAAGGCAUUGUUGUUGAACCCGUUCUAGUACUGGCUUCAGCCACAGAGGAUACAAACAAUCCGAUUGGCUGAUCUUAUUACUAAAUUUCUUGCAUCCAAGUUUGUAAUUUCUGUCAUUAUUUUGUUAUAGUUCUUGCUGGGAAGACCAGAAGCUAACUUCUCACUCCCAAAUCUGAAAUUUCCGGUUAGUUAUCUAAAGCAGGUUCACCAUUUCCAUUGACAAAAA